CUUUUCAGGUUAUCCGCUUCAGUUUAUUUUCCGGGUCACCGUCGGCAGGCAUAUUUUGAAUUCUGAUGCCAGUGUUGUUUCGGAAAAUUUAAAACGACAUUGUACAGUUGACAUCGGUGAAGGGAGGUCUGGAGGUAGAACGUUUGGCCAGUUGUGGUUUUGUUCUCCUAGUGCAGAGUUCAACUCUGGGUUUAUCCUGAGUGUUUAUUCAGAAUGGCCUUACCAACGAUGCCUGCCUACUGGACCAGUCGGUACAAGAACAUCCAGGAGCGGGCCAUGGUGCAGCGGCGUACCCACGAGGCCGACUUCCGAGAGAAAUGGGGCAACAAUGCCCAGUAUUUCAAAAGUUCAGAUGUCAAGACCACCAAACAAAGAGCCUGGACGUCAGACCAGUCAUUUCAUAACAGCAUGGAUGCUUAUAGGAAACGUGACGAGCGUGAGCUGCGAGCAUUAAGACUGAGAAAUCGCAGGCACAAACUGAAGCAACUAUUGGAUGACGAGAGGGAGAGGUAUGCAGCCGAGCUGAGAGGACUCUCCCUGGGGAACUACGAGCGGCUCAAAGGGAUGAAGGAGAGAACGGAUGAGCUGAAAAGCCAGAAGGAAGAGAAAAGAAAGCAGAUUGCUGACCAGCGACUGUAUGACCAUUGGCGACAAAACAACCCAGACUUGCGGAAGAUCGAGUCGGAGAUGCACAAGAAGCACGUUGUCCACGGCUGGGGGGAGCAGGUGGACUCCCACCGAGAGCAGCUGGAGUCGGCCCGCCGAGAAGAGCAGCAGGAAUACAGGGAGAUGGAGCAGGACAGGCAGGCUGCCCUGGAAAAGGAACGGCAGGCCCAGCAGGCUAAGCUGAGGGAGGAGAAGCAGCUGGCGGAACAGCUGAAGGAACAGAUGAAUGAGCUACGGCAGAGGGAGGCUGAGGCCGAGCGGUUGAAGCAGGAGCAGGAUCGCCUCCUGCAGCGACAGUGGGAGCUGGACAAGCUGGAGGAGGAACGCCAGGCCAUGGAGGAACAGCGCAAGAAGUCCCAGAUGGCCCGGGCGUUGUCCCGACAGUACAAGGCUCAGCUCAGACGCAGAGCCAAGGAGGUGCAAGAAGCAUUGGAAUUUGAUAGGAAGAUCCUGGAAGCUCUUGUAGAGAAAGAGAGUGAGGAGCAGCAGAUCCAGACAACGAGGAGGGAGAAGGCCAAGGCAGAUGCUGCCUGGAUGAAGCAGGUGGUGGAGGAACAACUGAAGCUAGAGAAGGCUCGAGAAGCAGAGCUGGAUAUGCUGUACAAGGACGAAGCAGCCAGGGAAUGGCAGAAGAGGGAACAUGAAUGGGAGAAGGAACGCCUGGCAAGGGAACGACUGAUGCAUGAGGUGCUACAGGGUCAGCAGGCACAGAUUGACGCCCACAUGGACGAGAAUCGACGACGCCAGGAGGAGUCCCUACAGCAGAGGGAAGAGCUGGUGCGCGAGAUGGAGCUAGUACAGCAGAUGACCCAGCGGGAGAAGGCAGAGGAGGAACGACGCAAAGCAGAGACCAGGAGGGAAGUUGAGUCUCAGUUGACUGAGCGACAGCAACGUCAGGAGGCGGCGCGGGAGCUCAUGCAAAAGGAGACGGAGGCCGAGAGGCAGGCAGAGAGAGACUACGAGGAGAUGCUACGACAGGAGGCAUCACGGAUGUCACUGCACGACUUCCAACCCAAGUCAUACCCAAGGAAAGGACCCGGACCCAGCAGAUCAGCUUGGGAAUGAGCAGCCACUCUCCAUUUCUUGUCCCCUUUUUUGUGAUAUCACAUACCUCACUCCAGGUUGGGCUUUAUAUCCUCACACAUUUGAGAUCCAACCACCUCCGAGUACGUACCCAUGCAACCUUGGAUAUCCCUUGUGAGGCAUGCAAGUGUCAGACAGGUGUUUGUGAAAUGUUACUGGAGGGAUGGAAAUUGGAAGCAAGGAUAGAUUCUCCUUUGCUUUGAUGGAGAGAAAUGCUGGAUGCCUUUGGAAAGAUUUUAACUUACGCAUCAUUCUUAGACGUGACUUUGCGUAAGGAGAAAAUUGAAGUUAUCAGAGAUAGGGUGUCAGGGUGGAGGAUUAAUUGGAAAAAGUAUUGUUUAAUGAUUUGGCAGAGUAGGUUUUGUCACCUUCAACAAGUAUCAAGUGCAACUGUAAUAAGUACUUAACCUGUUGAUUGUAGGGCAUAAUUUCAAAGGGGCAUUCCUGUUUGCCAAGCAUUGUACGCAUGCGCACAUAUUUAACAGGUAGCUUUCAGGUGUCUAUUUGAACAUGGGCUUUUUACAGAUGUACGUCCUCGACUCUGCCAGCAGCGUAUUUGUCGUGUUCUGCGGUGAUGCCAGUGAAUUCAAUUUACUUUACAAUAGCCUUUCAUUUCCUACAAGUGUAUUUGUCGUGGCAGAAUCUGGUACUCCUGUGACUACAAAUACACCCAUCAGCAGUCAAUGUGUUCAAUUAUACUAUUGCAGCCUUCUGUACCUGCUGAGGUGUCCCAACUUGAUUGUUUUCCCUCAUGCUUGUAUUGAAUCGGAAAGAGAGGCUUUGAAGGAGAGAAAUUCACUGUCAUUUGAAGGAAACCUGUUGGAUUUCCCAAUAGCCUCUCUCAAGAGCAUUCAGUUUUUUAAUUGCUCCAGUAGAUGCGGCAUUAGACUUAAACAGAUCCUUGAAUUUAAAAUGAAUGUGUGAAAUGCUACUUAUGGUUGUACAUAUUUACUCAUUUUUUUGUGUAAAUAUCUAUGUACAAAUUUAAAUAGGAAUAAAAAUUGCAAGAGUGAUAUGGA
Messenger RNA from Acanthaster planci (crown-of-thorns starfish), 2768 nucleotides. It is a transcript of the gene tchp, whose product is annotated as trichoplein keratin filament binding. Gene Ontology annotation, biological process: apoptotic process. Gene Ontology annotation, cellular component: keratin filament. NCBI's taxonomy places the organism in Eukaryota, Metazoa, Echinodermata, Asteroidea, Valvatida, Acanthasteridae. The record is from RefSeq and is a predicted model, not a curated record.